CAUUCAUAGAAUAAUUCAAUUAUUAGAACACAUAAUGAUAAUUGAAAAUACCUAAAAAAAUGAUAAUUGAAAAUAAUUAUAAGGAUAAUUGAUUCUAAAAUUUCUAUUAAAAAAUUUGUUUUGUAUCAAGUAUUAAAAAGAGGGUUCCAACUAAACAAUAAAAAAUAUAUUUUUCAUAAGUCCAAAUGAUUUUCUUACAAUAAGAAAGUUGAAAGACCAAUUAUGAAAUUUAGAAAACGGAAUAUUCAAAUAAUAUUAUGUCAACUUUAACGGAAUGCACUUUAAAGUAAACUUAAGUGGUACCGUGUGCACAUAUAAUAGAAUUCAGUGGUAUCAAACGCCUAUGCAAAUUUAAAUGAUAUGCAUACCCCAAUUCUCAAACUUAAACGACACCCGAGUUUUUACAUGAAAUUCAACACAAGUGAAAGUGCUAUAAAAUUGUUAAUUCAAUUAUUUUCGCUUAAACGCCUAAGCUUCCUAGGCGCUAAGCAGGAUCCUAUCAUCAUUACUAUCUUCUAGUGGCUUGGCAGCAAUGAUAUGGAGGAGGAGAAGACGACGAAUAUAAGCAGCAGAGUCCCGCUGGAGCUUCACUGUCUAUGGACUAUGGUGUUCGAGGGUGAUGAAAGACGCGGUGUUCGUUACUCGGUGCUGCUUCCGGAGCUUCUGCGAUUUGUAUAUAUCUGCUGCAAUCAUACGUAUGCCAUCUUUGCAACUCUUCUGGAAAUCAAUGAGAUCACAUUUGGCACUUGCUCUGUCUCCCCUGUUUUUUUGCUUUUGUUUUUUUUGUUCUUGCUGUUUGCAUUCCAUAUAAAUUUAAUUAAUGAUAACUGCAGCAGUCAUCUACAUGGAUGGACUUCCAGAUGCAAGCUUGUUUUGACCUUUUUCCAGUAAAAGAUUAAAGAAAACCCAAAUCCAAAGCUACUCUGUUUACAGCUCAACCUCAAAACAGAGUUCUCCAUAUCCAUACAGCUCCUCUUCGUCGCUGUCAAUGGGUCCAAAAGCAACAGUCCAAACACCAACAGAGCCCGUUGUGUCCAUUCCAGUACUAAGAACUGUUAGUCAAACAAGGAAAGGAAAGGAGCAAACAACUUCCUCAAACAUCAAUCACUAAAAAUCCACAUGCCAAUUGCCUCCCUUAACAAUAUAACUUUGUUUCCAUAUCGUCCAAUCCGCCACUCCAACGUCCAUAGUUUCCAAACCUUCCCCAACCUCCCUCCCCAUGUAAUGCGACAAUGGAUCCUCAAUCACGAAAGAAAGAAAGGGUAAAGGGAAAUUUUGGCGAACAUGCUUUCACUCCUCCGACUCAUUCCUCUGCUUCUGCUUCAGCUCGCAACAAUGGCGGCAGCAGCAGCACAAUCGGAAGCAAUAGGGCGACGGGGCUGCCCGACCCAAUGCGGGAACGUAACCAUCCCAUUCCCAUUUGGAAUGGGUCCAGGCUGUUACCUCGAAUCACGCUUCCAAAUCCUAUGCAACCAAACCCUAAACAACCCACCAAAACCAUUCCUCACCAAACCCUACCUCGAGGUCCUCCAAAUCUCCGUCCCCAACAACACGAUCCAGACAUUGUUCCCAACCCUAACCCACUGCGGCAACCAAACCACACGAAAGCAGCGGCGGGUGACGGUCGAUUUGUCCGGCGGCCCGUUCGUCCUCUCCCAUCUCCAGAACCGAUUCUCCGCCGUGGGCUGCGGCAACCUCGCCCUGAUGUCGCUGCGGCAGUCGGCGGUCUGCGGCUGCUUCUCCAUCUGCGACAGAACAAGAGACCUCUCGGAGCCGAUCCGGCGAUCCUGCAGCGGAAUCGACUGCUGCGAGAUCAAGAUCCCGUCCCGGCUCCAGGUGUUCAAUGUCAGCUUCGACGGCACUAGAGGAAGGGGGAGGAAGCUGAAGCUCGGGGAGUGCAAGUCUGCUUAUCUUGUAGACAAGCGGUGGAUGGAGGAUUCCAAUUCGACUCCAGAUGUUUUGGGGCAGAGGAAGUUUAUCCCUGUUUUGCUCAAGUGGAUGGUUGAUAAGAAACACUACCGUUUGAUUGCCUGGCCACGACGAACUGGCGGUGGAUUAUCGGAUCAGCAGCAAGUUUCGACCCAUUACUGUAAGUUCUCGAAUUUCACGGCCAGGUUGCUUACUCGGAAGAGGGAAAUCUUUCAGUGUAGUUGCAGCAAUGGGUUUCAGGGGAACCCUUAUCUUAACGAAGGAUGCCAAGAUAUAGAUGAAUGUGAAGAUUCUCACAAUCCUUGUGCUCAGCAGAAUAAAGUUUGCAUUAAUCUCAAAGGGAGUUACAGGUGCAGCAGCUACAAAUUUCCCAAGUUCUUAGGUAAACAGGAUUCCAGGAAUGUCAUUUUACUAGGUGUAACUUUGGGAUUCAGCUUGUUGCUCCCAUUGUUUGGAUUAUGGUGGUUGUACAAAGCAUUGAAGAGGAGGAAGAAAAAGAAACUCAAGCAAAAGUUCUUCAAAAGAAAUGGCGGUCUCCUGCUCCAAAAACAGUUGUCCUCCUCAGGGGAGAGCGGUGUUGUUCAGAAGCUCAGAUUGUUCACCUCAAAGGAACUAGAAAAGGCCACCAACAAUUACAAUGUUAGCAGGCUGCUCGGCCAAGGUGCACAGGGAACUGUUUACAAAGGAAUGUUAGAUGAUGGGAUCAUUGUAGCAGUGAAGAAAUCAAUGAUACUUGAUGGAGGGAAGCUGAAGCAGUUCAUCAAUGAGGUCGUCAUUCUCUCGCAGAUCAACCACAGGAAUGUGGUUAAGUUAUUGGGUUGUUGCUUGGAGACAGAGGUUCCUCUUCUGGUUUAUGAGUUCAUACCCAAUGGCACGCUGCAUCAGUUUCUUCACAGUCAGACAGAGGAGGAGCUUGUUCUAACUUGGGAGAAGCGCCUGAGGAUUGCAGCUGAGGUUUCUGGAGCGCUCUCCUAUCUGCAUUCAGCAGCUUGCAUGCCCAUUUAUCACAGAGAUGUCAAGUCCACGAACAUCCUCUUGGAUGCUAAGUAUCGAGCCAAAGUCGCCGAUUUCGGGACUUCGAGGUCGAUCAACAUCGAUCAAACCCAUCUCACUACUCGCGUGGAAGGUACCUUCGGCUACAUGGAUCCCGAGUAUUACCAAUCGAGUCAUUACACGGAGAAGAGUGAUGUUUAUAGCUUUGGGGUAGUUCUUUUCGAGAUGUUGACAAGGAAGAAACCGGUGUGCUCGAAUGACUCGGGGGAAGUGAUGAGUCAUAUUACAUCAUUUAUACUCACGCCCAAAGAGGACGACGAGCUGUUGGGCAUGAUUGAUCCUCAAGUGAUGAAGGAAGCGAAAAAAGAUGAUAUAAUGGUAAUAGCUAAGUUGACGAAAAAGUGUUUAUCUUUAACGGGGAAGGAUCGUCCUACAAUGAAAGAAGUCACAAUGAUAUUAGAGGGGAUUCCCAAAGAGUCAUUAGGGAAUGACAUUGGUGUUGAGUAUGAUAAGAAUUACAUGAUUGAGCGACAAGAAACCACUUGUAUAGAACAUUUGCGUUUUCGUAGUAACAUCUCAAUGUUAGACACAUCUUAAACAACUUAUUCACUAUUUCAUUCAUUGAUUAGGGUGGUUUCUUGGAUUUUGAUGUGUCUUCACCAAUCACAUUGUAUUAUUCCUUGGAAGGAAUGAGAUGGAAUUUUCUAUGCUAGCCAUGAAUCCCCUAGGGACUCAACAAAUGAAUCCUGCAUUGAUGAAAAAGACACCACAAACACAUGCCUACAACAUAUAACCCUAAAAAUGAGAAAACUCUUGGGUGGAUAACAACAAAAUCAUUAAACAAUAAACUCGUCGCAAUUGAUGUGUACAACAAAACAUUACAUCACAAUAAACAAAUCUCACGGUCACUAUAAACAAGGGAUCUAAAAUUAAAAAGAAAAAUAACUACGAUUAGAGCACCCCAAUUCAUAAAAAUAAUGGUAAUGAAGGCUUCCAAUAUUGGGUCGUUUGGAAGUUGCGAAUGUAAAUCGUUGCAUUGUAAUGAAUCACAACUACCAAACGACCCCGUAGUAUUGUGAAUGUUCAUUGGAUGCUACUUUGGAUUCCAUAUUGGAUGUUGUAUCAGGAGAAAGUUACCUUCCUACAUUGAUCAUAGAAAUGAAUCAUCUUCAUGAUUAUUAUAUCACAUUCAUGUGCAUUGAUAGAGUAUAAAGGUUAUGUAUAUGUGCCUACAAAUAGAGCAUCCUAUUGUACAAAGGAAUAAGAUGGAUAAAAAGAAUAACACUUCUCCCCUCUUCUAUUGUGUUUUUCCUCUCUACUUUUGUUCUUGUUUCUUCUCCAUUUCUACAAUUUUUAUAACACUCAAAUAGUUUUAAGUUGUCGAACCUAUAAACGAAAUGGUUUGAGACUUAUUGGUUGGAUUGGGGUUGCCUAUGGAAAGACGGAAAGAAACUUGAAAAUAAAAAUAAGUAAUAUAAAAGAUAAGUGGUAUUACCUCCAAAUUUUAGGAUAACAGUAUUAUGCAUACAAAUAAUAUUUUAAUGAAUUUAUGUAUACAAAAUAUAUUUCAAGACAUCUUUUUAUAAUUUACAUUCAUAUUUAAAGAAGACACAACAUUCCAACAGAAUAACAAAUAUUCAUAUUUAAAAGAUAAUAUUUAACAUCAACACUCAAACAUGUAUAAUUGAAUUCUACAAACAACCUCAACAUUUGACUUUGAAAUUCAUGAAAUAAAUUAAUAAAAAUGUUGUUAAUUAAAUUCACUAAAAUGACAUCAUUUUGUUUAGAGGUUGAAAAUAGAUGAUACCGGUGGAGUUCUAUUUAGUUUCAUGAAUGACGUCGGUUCCACCGGCCGACAUUCCACUAGCGUGAACCAUAGUUGCCAAACAGGUGGCAUGAUAGUCCUUAGAACUGGGUUCAACCAUUAUCGGACAUAAAACCGAUUGGAAUGCUCCAUGAACGACAAGCAUGAUGAAUUUCCGGUAGGGAUGACAAUGAGAAGGGUUUGCCUAAACCAUCCCCAUGUUCGCUUUCAAAUAUUGAAACCCAUACCCUCCCUUUACCCAUGCGGGGGGAGAUUUUGCAAACCCAUCCCCAUACUCGUGGGUUUCGGGUACCCAUGGGUAAUACCCGUCGCAUACAUCCAACAUUAUCAUACCUAAAAUUUUACAUGCAAUUUUUCAAUUAUAACACUAAACGCACCUACUAUAUCAUGAAGUCAACAAAGAGACAAUCAUUCUUAAUACGGUUAAACAUCUUAUCCUAAAACAUCUAUUAAUCCAUAAGAUAGAGUACAAUGUAAUCCAAAUCAUUAUUCUCUGACUCUAAUAUAUCUACAAAGUAAUAACUAACUAACAUAAUCUUGUUAACACGUGAGAAAAAGUGAAAGAGUGAAUGGAGAGUUGAGAAAAAGGAAUUAUGUUUUGAUUUGGGUGGCUACUCAAUUACAUUUCUACUAUUUAUUUUCUUGAGUUAUCCUCACUAUCAUUGAUAGGUUACAAUUUUAUCCAUCUAUUUUGUACAUGUGAAUAAAUUUUUUGAUGGGGC
This is a messenger RNA of Linum trigynum, 5469 nucleotides long. NCBI's taxonomy places the organism in Eukaryota, Viridiplantae, Streptophyta, Magnoliopsida, Malpighiales, Linaceae. The record is from the annotation of a GenBank genome assembly.